AUGCAAUUCUCCAAGUUAUUAGCCAUCGCCGCUGUCACUGGAGUCACCUUUGGUGCCAGUUCUAACAACUCCACCUUGACUGCAGCCACCCCAACUGCUGCCUCCGGAUGUUCGUUCUCCUCGUUUACUGCCACCAACAACGCCCAGGUGGCUUCCGUUGCCGCCUGUGCCACCGUUGUCGGUGAUGUCACCAUCCAAGGUGCCGGUUUGGACACCAUCAACUUGAACGGUGUCAAGCAAAUCUUCGGUGACUUGAACAUCAAGAACGCUAACUUGACCACCGCUAUCAACGCCCCAGACUUGCAAUUGGUCUCUGGUGACCUUAACCUUGAAGAGCUCCAAAUCUUGUCCUCUUUGAACUUGGCCCAAUUGACCACUGUUGGUACUUUGCAAUUCAACGCUUUGCCAGCUUUGGAAAGAGCCGGCUUGACCUCCGGUAUCACCACUGCCGACUCCAUCGUCAUCUCCGACACUGGUUUGACCUCCUUGGAAGGUAUUAACGUUUUCAAAUUGAAGGUUUUCAACGUUAACAACAACAAGGACAUCGAAACCAUCGACUCCGGUUUGAUUGCCGUCACUGACACCUUGUCCAUCUCCUACAACUCGGACAACGUCGACGUCAUCUUGAACCAAUUGACCUCUGCCAACAACCUUGACUUGCAAAGAAUCAACUCGUUCUCUGCCGGUAACUUGUCUGCUAUCAACGACUCCCUUGUCAUCACCUCCUCCAACGUUGACAAGAUCGAAUUCAAGAACUUGGAAUCGGUUGGUAAGUCUUUGACCAUCGACCAAAACGGUGAGGUUGAAGAAUUGGACUUCCCUAAGUUGACCUCUGUCGGUGGUGCUCUCCAAAUCGGAGACAACGACCAAUUGAAGUCUUUCUCUGGUUUCCCUAAGUUGAAGACCAUCGGUGGUUCCGUUAACAUCUCCGGUUCUUUCGACAACGGUACCUUCCCAGCCUUGUCUUCUGUUGCUGGUGGUUUCACCUUGAGCUCCGAAGACGGUGAUUUGUCCUGUAAGGAAUUCGACAAGUUGAACUCCAGCGGUGACAUCAAGGGUGACAAGUACGCUUGUUCUGGUGCUGGUGGUUCUUCCUCCUCAUCUUCCUCCAAGAAGGGUAACUCCAACGGUUCUUCCUCCGACUCCUCCACUUCUUCUGGAUCUCGUUCUUCUGCUUCUUCUUCUUCCAGAUCCAACGAUGCUCCAUCUGUUCAAUCUUCUUUGUCUUCCAUCAUGGUUCUUUUCGCUUCCUUUGGUAUCGUCUUGUACUAA
Suhomyces tanzawaensis NRRL Y-17324 is the source of this 1272-nucleotide messenger RNA. It is a transcript of the gene ECM33, whose product is annotated as Ecm33p. The coding region runs from base 1 to 1272 and encodes 423 amino acids. The record is from RefSeq and is a predicted model, not a curated record. Gene Ontology annotation, biological process: fungal-type cell wall organization. The transcript is spliced from 2 exons. Gene Ontology annotation, cellular component: fungal-type cell wall; plasma membrane. Lineage: Eukaryota; Fungi; Ascomycota; Pichiomycetes; Serinales; Debaryomycetaceae.